CGGUGCAUUGUUGUUGAAGAAGGGGAAGGGAAAAAAAACACACACACACACUUACACAGCAACAGAGCUUUCGAGAAAGAAGUGGAAGCGAAAAAAAGGAGGGGGAAGGGAAGGAGUGGAAAGAAAGAAAGAAACCGCACCGCGCUUGCACACGCAUCCAACGCGCGCACAGGCUCCCGCUGUGGCGGCACCUGCGAGCCGAACGUUGGCGCGUUUGGUGACAGUUGGCCGCGCGGCGCGAGCGGGAGCGGGAGGAGGAGGAGACGGCGGCGGCGCGUGAGUUCAGGCUGAGGGAGGCGGCGGCGGCGGAGGAGGAGGAAGGCGACUGGUGUGUGUGUGUGUUUGCGCGGCGCCCGUUUCAUGAGCGCCUUCCGAGUGGAGUCGGGGGCUCUUCGGCUUCGAACACCGUCCCUUAAGCUCUUCUUGACAGGCGCUGUCUUCAUUAUUAACAAUGAGGAGGAAAGGAAGGUGUCAACGAGGGACAGCAAGGCGCUCAGCUUCACCUUGCAAGUUGAAGCAUUCGCCAAGCCGUGAAAUGCUGACAUACGCUCAAGCACAACGAAUGGUUGAAAUGGAAAUUGAUGGACGGUUACACCGGAUUAGUAUUUAUGAUCCUUUGGAAAUAAUUUCAGAAGAUGACUUAACUGCCCAAGAAAUUGUUGAAUGUAACAGCAACAAAGAAAACAGUGAACGUCCACCUGUUUUUGUAAAGACGAAAAGGUGCAAAUCCAAUAGAGUUAAAAAGAAGGAUGCUGUUAGUCAAAGUACACAUGGUGCUCAGACUCAAGUAAACGCAUUGCCGGAACCACGAUUUAGGAUAGUAGAUUAUGAACCACCUUCUGCUCCUCGUCGACCUUCGUCUUAUUAUCGACUCAUUGAGAAGUCCGCAGAGGAGCUCAAUAACGAAGUUGAGUAUGAUAUGGAUGAGGAAGAUUACGCAUGGUUGGAAAUGAUAAAUGAAAGGCGUAAAGGUGAUGGUUUGAGUGUAGUUUCACAGAAUGUGUUUGAGUUUCUAAUGGAUAAACUGGAAAAGGAAUCUUACUUUGAAAAUUCUAAUCAAGGUGAUCCUCAGUCUUUAAUUGAUGAAGAUGCUGUUUGUUGUAUAUGCAUGGAUGGAGAGUGUCAAAACAGUAAUGUAAUAUUGUUUUGCGACAUGUGUAAUUUAGCAGUGCAUCAGGAAUGCUAUGGAGUUCCAUAUAUACCUGAAGGGCAGUGGUUGUGCCGUCGUUGCUUGCAAUCAUCAUCUCGAUCUGUUGAAUGUAUCUUGUGCCCAAAUAAGGGUGGUGCUUUCAAGAAAACUGAGGAUGAUCAGUGGGGACAUGUUGUAUGUGCUCUGUGGGUUCCUGAAGUUGGAUUUGCUAACACUGUAUUCAUAGAACCUAUUGAUGGUGUCAAGAACAUUCCAGCAGCUAGGUGGAAACUGACAUGCUACCUCUGCAAACAGAAAGGGCUUGGUGCUUGUAUCCAGUGCCAUAAAGCAAAUUGUUAUACAGCAUUCCAUGUAACAUGUGCUCAGCAAGCAGGUCUGUACAUGAAAAUGGAGCCUGUUAAAGAAACUGAAUCCAAUGGAACAACGACAUUCAAUGUGAAAAAGACUGCCUUCUGUGCUGUGCAUACACCUCCAGGGUGUGUGAGGAGGCCACUAAACAUUUAUGAGCCAGCUGAACUAAAAAAUGGCUUAUGUAGAAAAGAUUCACCUAACAAGGCAACAAAAGCUAAAUGUAAGACAAGGCAGAAGACAAAGAAGGCACAGAAGCUCUUAACUGAAAAAAGUACUACGGUGCCUGUUGUAUCUGUUCCGUGCAUUCAACCAGAUGGGCUAAACAAAAUAAUGAGUCAGGUAUCAAUACCACGAAAAAAACAAUUUAUACAGAGGGUGUAUGUUUACUGGACACUUAAACGACAAUCAAGAAAUGGUGUACCUCUCCUUCGUCGUUUACAGUCACAUUUGCAGUCUCAGAGAAAUUCACAGCAGAGAACAAAUGAUGAACAGAAAAAUGGUUUGAAAGAGCAGUUGAAAUAUUGGCAAAGGCUUCGUCAUGACCUUGAGAGAGCACGUUUACUAGUCGAACUUAUUCGCAAACGUGAAAAACUAAAACGUGAACAGGUCAAGGUUCAGCAAGUUGCAAUGGAGCUCCAGCUAACACCAUUAACUGUCAUGUUACGUUCAAUUUUGGACCAGAUUCAGGAAAAGGAUACAGCACAUAUAUUUGCUCAGCCAGUGAGCUUGAAAGAGGUUCCGGAUUAUUUAGAUCAUAUAACGCAUCCAAUGGACUUCUCCACAAUGAGGAAAAGGAUAGAAGAUCAUGGUUAUAAUAACCUGGAUGAGUUUGAAACUGAUAUUAAUCUUAUUAUAGAUAACUGUAUGAAAUACAAUGCAAAGGACACAAUAUUUUACCGAGCAGCUGUGCGAUUAAGAGAUCAGGGAGGUGUUAUAUUAAGGCAAGCUCGUCGUGAGGCUGAUCGAAUUGGUUACGACUAUGAAACUUCAAUGCAUCUGCCUGAACCACCAAAGAGUGAAGCAGCUAAACCUUUGACGUGGGAAGAUGUGGAUAGAUUACUGAUGCCUGCAAAUAGAGAGCACAUGUCCUUGGAAGUGCAGCUCAAAGAAUUGCUAGAUAAACUGGAUAUGACGUGUGCAAUGAAGGCCUGCAGUGCUAAAUCUAGACGCGUCAAGUUACUGCGAAAGGAAAUUAAUAACAUCCGCUUCAAAUUAAGCCAACAGAAGGCUCAGAGUGAACAUACACACAGUGAAAGCAGUUUACCUGAUGAUGGAGCAAAGUUGGAACAAGAUGGAGAUUCUAAGUCUUCAGUGCCACCGACUCUUGAGCCAUCUGAUUCUUUGCCUCUUCUGCCAAAUUCAGAUACUCCAUCAGAACCACCUAUCCUUAAACCAAUAGAACCUAGCGCCGACCAGAGUAGGUUAAACAAAAGAGUUAAAUUUGAUGGUGAAGCAAGUAAUACUUCCUUGCAGAAUGUGAUAAUGAAUGGACAUUCUCCAGAUGACUUGCAUAAUGGUGAUGUCAAUAGCUCAAAAAAAUCUACGGCAGUUGAGCUGCCAGAUGAUACUGGAAGACGUUCUUCUGUUAUCUUCCGUAAACCCAAAAGUGUGAGCUCUCAAAACCAAGCAAAAAAUUCAGAGACUCAACCACAUCAAGGGCAGCUUGGGACAAAAACAUUUUUAUCUGUGGUAAUUCCCAGACUGGAGACAUUAUUACAACCAAGGAAGAGAUCACGUAGUUUAUGUGGUGACUCCGAAGGAGAUGGCGAAAAGUUACCCCUCAAAAAACCAGGCCUGGCAUUAUCCAAUGGAUUUGGUAAUGAGGAAAAGCCAGAAACCCCACAGAUCAAUCCAACUGAUCAUCAGCGACGUCGUUGUGCUUCAGAAUCAAGUAUAUGCACCAGUGUUAGUGCAGUUCCCAACCAGGCAAGCACAAUAAGUCUUCCUAAAUGUGGUAAAGGGAAGCCAGCACUAGCUCGGAGAAACCCCUUGGAGGACAGAAGUGAAUUAAUUGCUUGUAUUGAAAAUGGCAACUAUGCCAAAGCAGCUAGAAUUGCAGCAGAGGUUGGACAAAAUAGUAUGUGGACUUCCACAGAUUCCAGUUCUGCUUUGGAGCCCUUAAAGUUAAUUUGGGCAAAGUGCAGUGGUUAUCCAUCAUAUCCAGCCUUGGUAAUUGAUCCAAAGAUGCCUCGAAGUGGUUUUCGCCACAAUGGAGUGCCUAUACCUGUGCCCCCUCUAGAUGUACUGAAAAUAGGCGAGCAAAUGCAAAGGAGAGCUGGCGAGAAGCUUUAUCUUGUUCUGUUCUUUGAUAACAAACGAAGUUGGCAGUGGCUUCCAAAAGCGAAAGUGGUCCCUCUUGGUAUUGAUGAGACCAUAGAUAAAAUAAAAAUGAUGGAAGGUCGGACUUCUUCCAUUCGGAAAUCUGUUCGCAUUGCUUUUGAUCGAGCAAUGCUCCAUCAAAGCAGGGUCCAAGGUGAACAAACAAGUGACUUUAGUGACAUUGAUUGAAAAUGUAACAGGAUUGGGAGAAGAACCCAUCAGUUGAGGUUAAAACCAAGAAAGCUUUGCAAAACCAUUUCUUAGAAAGAAUGUAUUAUCACUGUUGUCUCAAUCAUUGUUCCAGUAGUUGUGCUUGGAAAAAUAAUGGCACCUACUGAUUCACUGCCAGCUACAAUUAUGUUUUUCAUACAUAAUUUUCUUUUGUGUAAACAUUCAAACUUUCCACUAUAAUUUUUCAGCAGGAUGAACUUGUUCAUAGUGUUUAUAAGUCAUGGGAAAAACUGUAAAUACGUGUAUAUUGCUUCACACCGUAAAUUAUUCUGUUGGUCAAAAUUGGUUGCCAUCUGUUCCGGUACUUCGUUGUUUUUAUAUAUAAUCUAAAUGUUCUGUAACUUAUUUAAUAAGCAGAAAGAAAGCUGUUCAUGUAACCGAGUACCAUGCAGCAGGUAAUUUUGGUGCAGAGUAUAGGGAAAAAGUUAAUGAACAAAAUCAAGAUAACUUUAAAUGGUGUGCAAUAGAACAGUAAUAUGAGCUUUUAUAUUUCUCUUACCAAAAGAAGCUUUGAUUCUCAAGUUUAUCUUGGGUUGGUUUGUGUUUCAUAAUAUAAAAAAUCAAGCACAUUUGUUUAUAGGAAUACAGUUUCCCCUAAUUUAACUCUGUCCCCUUAAUUUAACUCUUUCCCCCAAGGUCUGAAUUGAUAAAUUUCCUUAAAACAAUAUUAACAGAUUCUCGUUACAGUUUGUAGUACAUCAAAGUAUGUAGACAAAAAAGUAGGUAUCCUGAUUUUAACCACAAGCUAAAUCCCUUAACUUUUGGAUUAAAAAAAAAAUCAACAUUUCCAUUAGGAUAUCAAGCCCCCUUUAUCCUAUUUGAUCAAUUCAGAAAAACAAUGAAUAAAAUCAUACUGUACAUGGAUUUUUCAAAAGAUUGCAUCCUAUUACUCUGUUGUUUAUUUUUAAUGUUUUCAUUUUUCUACCUGUCCAUUUUGGCUUGCCUUGCCCUUGAACAAUAUUAAAUGAACACAUUGUCUCUGUCUUGUUGCUUUAGGUUGAUUCAACUUAUGGUGCUGAAUAAGAUUAACCAAAAUGUAGCAUAAUCCUAAAUACUAUUUGAAAUAAUACUUGGUGGGAAGAUGUUGUGUGGGAAACUGGGAUGCUGAUUUGAUUUUGCAUAUCUAUGAAAUGCAAUAUUAAAAAAAACCAGUAAGACCAUCAUUUACUGCCUAGAAUACCUGAAAUGCAGGAGUGCUUGUUGUACGAAGUGGUUUUGUAGCCUGUGUAUAAUUGUAUAUGAAUUCACUUCAUACUUGUAACUUUUUUUUACUUUGUUGGGAGGGUUGUUUUAAUAUCACAUUUCUUUUCUGCUGUGAUUUACUAUGGGACCUGUACACAAUUUUUUAAAAACAAAUUGUGCCUGCAUUUGUUUCUUAAUUUAUUGUAGAAAGUGUACAGAUUUGCUUUGUAGUAACUUUUAUAAGCAAUUGAACUGGUUUGAAACUGAAAUUUGUAAAGUGUUAAAACAAUAGAACAAAUGUUUGGUUGACUACAGGCACAUCAGUAUAAAACUGUACUUUGGGAAGGAAUAAAUGUGAUGCAAUCUGUUUGUUGCAUAUUCCCUCAAAAUGCUUAUAUCUGUGUGUUCAAUGACUUUUGAAGUGUUCAUGACAGAAAUUAUGUCGGUCAAUAAGUUAGAUAGCAGUCAGUUUUUUGAUCUGCUUUAUAUUACACUGGUAGGGUAGAAUAAGUCGUAGGUAUUGUUUUAGUCAUACUCAUUUUGAUUCUGUGAACCAUUGCAUAAUUCCCAGUAACUGAAGUAAAAUAUGUAUAAUUAAGAUUUAUAUUAAAUUGCUGAAAUUAUUUUCAUUAGCCAAAUUAAGGAUUA
Molecule: messenger RNA, 5881 nt
Organism: Mobula hypostoma (lesser devil ray)
Lineage: Eukaryota; Metazoa; Chordata; Chondrichthyes; Myliobatiformes; Myliobatidae
Gene: brd1a
Product: bromodomain containing 1a
Exons: 13
Coding region: 452-4009 (1185 amino acids)
Biological process (GO): regulation of transcription by RNA polymerase II
Cellular component (GO): MOZ/MORF histone acetyltransferase complex
Molecular function (GO): protein binding
Source: RefSeq, a predicted model, not a curated record